This is a messenger RNA of Pan troglodytes (chimpanzee), 1232 nucleotides long. RefSeq names its product CD14 molecule (gene CD14). Bases 105 to 1232 code for a protein of 375 amino acids. Lineage: Eukaryota; Metazoa; Chordata; Mammalia; Primates; Hominidae. Gene Ontology annotation, molecular function: protein binding; lipopolysaccharide binding. Gene Ontology annotation, cellular component: membrane raft; lipopolysaccharide receptor complex; external side of plasma membrane. The transcript is spliced from 2 exons. Gene Ontology annotation, biological process: toll-like receptor 4 signaling pathway; cellular response to lipopolysaccharide; positive regulation of cytokine production. The record is from RefSeq and is marked validated.
ACAAGUGUGAAGCCUGGAAGCCGGCGGGUGCCGCUGUGUAGGAAAGAAGCUAAAGCACUUCCAGAGCCUGUCCGGAGCUCAGAGGUUCGGAAGACUUAUCGACCAUGGAGCGCGCGUCCUGCUUGUUGCUGCUGCUGCUGCCGCUGGUGCACGUCUCUGCGACCACGCCAGAACCUUGUGAGCUGGACGAUGAAGAUUUCCGCUGCGUCUGCAACUUCUCCGAACCUCAGCCCGACUGGUCCGAAGCCUUCCAAUGUGUGUCUGCAGUAGAGGUGGAGAUCCGUGCCGGCGGUCUCAACCUAGAGCCGUUUCUAAAGCGCGUCGAUGCGGACGCCGACCUGCGGCAGUAUGCUGACACGGUCAAGGCUCUCCGCGUGCGGCGGCUCACAGUGGGAGCCGCACAGGUUCCUGCUCAGCUACUGGUAGUCGCCCUGCGUGUGCUAGCGUACUCCCGCCUCAAGGAACUGACGCUCGAGGACCUAAAGAUAACCGGCACCAUGCCUCCGCUGCCUCUGGAAGCCACAGGACUUGCACUCUCCAGCUUGCGCCUACGCAACGUGUCGUGGGCGACAGGGCGUUCUUGGCUCGCCGAGCUGCAGCAGUGGCUCAAGCCAGGCCUCAAGGUACUGAGCAUUGCCCAAGCACACUCGCCUGCCUUUUCCUGCGAACAGGUUCGCGCCUUCCCGGCCCUUACCAGCCUAGACCUGUCUGACAAUCCUGGACUGGGCGAACGCGGACUGAUCGCGGCUCUCUGUCCCCACAAGUUCCCGGCCAUCCAGAAUCUAGCGCUGCGCAACACAGGAAUGGAGACGCCCACAGGCGUGUGCGCCGCACUGGCGGCGGCAGGUGUGCAGCCCCACAGCCUAGACCUCAGCCACAACUCGCUGCGCGCCACCGUAAACCCUAGCGCUCCGAGAUGCAUGUGGUCCAGCGCCCUGAACUCCCUCAAUCUGUCGUUCGCUGGGCUGGAACAGGUGCCUAAAGGACUGCCAGCCAAGCUCAGAGUGCUCGAUCUCAGCUGCAACAGACUGAACAGGGCGCCGCAGCCUGACGAGCUGCCCGAGGUGGAUAACCUGACACUGGACGGGAAUCCCUUCCUGGUCCCUGGAACUGCCCUCCCCCACGAGGGCUCAAUGAACUCCGGCGUGGUCCCAGCCUGUGCACGUUCGACCCUGUCAGUGGGGGUGUCGGGAACCCUUGUGCUGCUCCAAGGGGCCCGGGGCUUUGCCUAA